AUGGAUUCACAACUUGAUUUACUUGAGCAACAUAUUGCCCAACUCGAGCAAAUUGUCUACAAGGAAAAGGUUAUCUAUCCAGAUCCACCAGUUCGUGAGGAAGACCACAUUGACCCAGAAUUAAUCAAAAUGAUGAAAGAUAAAAACCUCUGGAGCUAUUCAGGUGUUCGUCGUGUUCCAGCAGACUACUACCAGAAGCCUCUUGAUUAUCGUAUGCAAUGCGUUGGCUGCCAAAAGAUAGAACAACUCUGCAAGUGCGUUCUUUUUGAAGUUAAGGAUGCUCCAGAUAAAAAUAAGAGAUUUGUUUGCCUUUGCAUUCAAUACGUUGACAGCUUCAGCUCCAGUAAGUUGCAAGCCGUCAUUUCAAAAUUACUUGGCAAGAACGUUACAGAUAUCGGUUUAGCAGAUGAAAAUAUUGCUACAGAACUCACUGGAUCUAAGCAUAACGCUAUGACACCAGUUUUUAUGCGACCAUCUAAAAAAUACGAAACAUAUGAAGUUCCUAUCAUCCUUUCUGAGAAAAUUGCAGCCCUCGACCCACACUUCUUCUGGCUAGGUGGUGGAGAAAUCGAUACAAAGUUCGGAAUUGAAACUCGCAAGUUUAUUACAACUUUCAAGCCAUAUAUCGCAGACAUCUCUGCCUAA
Trichomonas vaginalis G3 is the source of this 645-nucleotide messenger RNA. Its product is annotated as YbaK/aminoacyl-tRNA synthetase-associated domain-containing protein family. The record is from RefSeq and is a predicted model, not a curated record. The transcript has a single exon. Bases 1 to 645 code for a protein of 214 amino acids. Gene Ontology annotation, molecular function: aminoacyl-tRNA deacylase activity. NCBI's taxonomy places the organism in Eukaryota, Parabasalia, Trichomonadida, Trichomonadidae.